Molecule: messenger RNA, 1125 nt
Organism: Cucumis sativus (cucumber)
Lineage: Eukaryota; Viridiplantae; Streptophyta; Magnoliopsida; Cucurbitales; Cucurbitaceae
Exons: 1
Coding region: 251-637 (128 amino acids)
Source: RefSeq, a predicted model, not a curated record
AUAAAGCCAAAGGGAAUUUUGGUAUUUAAUACCUCCAAAGAACCUCUUCUUCAAGGUCUCUUCCGACCAACACUCUGCCCUUUUUCAUUCCCUCUGUUUUUCGUUUUUCUCUUAAAUUUUCUUGAUUGAUGCCUCAAAACUAAACCAAUUUCAAAAUCCAACACUUACCCAUUUCAUCAAAUUGCCAUUUCAUUUUCGGGUCAUCUUUCUUUUCUUCAAAUUUACACAAAAGUUUCGAGCUUUUUUUUCAAUGGAGAUUGAGCUUGUUGUCACUUGCGAUUGCUGUGGGCUGAAAGAAGAUUGUACACAAUUCUAUAUCAGUGAAGUUAAGGCUAAAUUUGAAGGAAAAUGGCUUUGUGGGCUUUGUUCUGAAGCUGUUAGAGAUGAAGCUAAACGAAGCAAAAAACCAUUGGUGGGAAAUUUAGAAGAAGCUGUCAAUGCUCAUAUGUCGUUUUGUAGAAAAUUUAAAUCUAAUCCUGCUGUUCGUGUUGCUGAUGGAAUGAGGCUUAUGCUUAGGAGGAGAUCCAGCGAUGUGUCCUCUUCCUCGCCAUCGUCAUCUUCUUCUGUUAAGAAGUAUGCGAGAUCCGCUAGCUCCUCUCAGGUGGGUUUCGACAUGUCGUCUCUGUCGCUCUACUGAUUCUCUAUUCUUUCUCUAGAGACUUUUUAAUUAUUUAUUUAAGACUCGUUUGAUAACCGUUUGAAUUUUGGUUUUUAGUUUUUGAAAUUUUAACCUAUAAAUUUUGAAAACUCGGAUAAGUAGUUUUUAGAAUUUGAUUAGAAGUUCUAAGUGUUUAGAUGUAAAAAUUGUAAUUGAAAAAGUGAGCAAUAAAUUUCGAAAAUAGAAAACUAAAAACAAAAACGUUAUCAAACGAUGCUUAUCAAAUUAAGGGUUUCGUUUAUGAUCCCUUCCUCCCUCUUGAUUAUCAAAAUAAUAUUUGUUGUUCUAGGGAAUUUGCUUUUGCCUCGAGGAAAGAUUUCUAUUUUUGUACAUAAAUAAUGAUGACAGUUUAUUUAAUUGUUUUGUAAUUUAUUACGAAAUGAAGGAAAAUGUUGAAAAUGGUAAGUAUAUAUUUCGUUUUUUAGUACAUAACCAUAAAUGAGAUUCUCACUCAUAAAUUUUUUGUA